Molecule: messenger RNA, 3573 nt
Organism: Lottia gigantea (owl limpet)
Lineage: Eukaryota; Metazoa; Mollusca; Gastropoda; Lottiidae
Exons: 22
Biological process (GO): Golgi organization; phospholipid translocation
Cellular component (GO): plasma membrane
Molecular function (GO): ATP binding; ATP hydrolysis activity; ATPase-coupled intramembrane lipid carrier activity
Source: RefSeq, a predicted model, not a curated record
UUCAUAAUUCCAGAAUUAGAAAGAAGAAUAAAAUGUAAUGAUCAUGAAUACAAUACAAGUUUUGAAUAUGCUAACAACUAUAUCAGUACAUCUAAAUACAAUGUUUUUACCUUCCUGCCAAAGAAUUUAUUUGAACAAUUCCAGCGUUUGGCCAACGCCUAUUUUCUUGGCCUACUUAUUUUACAGUUGCUUCCUGUGAUUUCGUCCCUAACUCCGCUUACGACCGUCAUCCCCCUUGUGGCUGUCCUCAGUGUAACUGCUAUCAAAGAUGCUGUAGAUGACUUCCAACGACAUCGGAAUGACGAUAUCGUUAACAACAGAUUGUCGUACGUGCUGCGUAACGGGGAGCUGAUAGAAGAAAGAUGGCAUAAAGUCAUGGUGGGAGAUAUUAUUAAACUACAGAAUAAUGAAUUCAUAGCUGCUGAUUUACUACUAUUAUCUGCCAGUGAACCUAAUAGUUUAUGUUAUAUAGAAACAGCUGAAUUAGAUGGAGAGACGAAUUUAAAAGUAAAGCAGGCAUUAGAUGAUACAGCUGUUCUAGAAGACAAUCAUAGUAAAAUGGAUCAGUUUUCUGCUGAAAUAUUAUGUGAACCACCAAAUAAUAGACUGAGUAAAUUUGAAGGAAAGUUAACGAUGAAUAAUAAAGAAUAUUCAUUGGAUAACGAGAAGAUAUUACUACGAGGGUGUAUAUUACGUAAUACAGCCUGGUGUUACGGCUUGGUUAUAUUCGCAGGACGAGAUACCAAGUUAAUGAUGAAUUCUGGGAAGACAAAAUUUAAACGCACCCAUAUUGAUAGGCUGAUGAAUCUGCUUAUUAUAAGAAUUUUUCUAUUUUUGGUCACAAUGUGCCUGAUAACUACGAUAGCGUGUGGUGUAUGGGAAACAGCCGUUGGUUUCGACUAUCAGAAAUACCUCCCAUGGGAGUGGUUCGUUAACGAAAAUAAAGAACAAGGGGCAGCAACUAUCGGAGCUCUUGUAUUCCUGUCCUAUAUUAUUAUUUUAAAUACUGUUGUGCCUAUAUCACUCUAUGUGAGUGUUGAAAUAAUCCGUCUUGUAAAUAGUUUAUGGAUCAACUGGGAUGUUAAGUUAUAUUACGAGAAGAAAGAUACACCAGCUAAAGCUCGAACGACAACUUUAAAUGAAGAAUUAGGACAGAUAGAAUAUAUCUUCUCUGAUAAAACAGGCACUUUAACACAGAAUAUCAUGACGUUCAACAAGUGUUCUGUGAAUAGAAAAUCUUACGGAGAUCCGAUGGAUGAGUUCGGUAAUCUAUUGGAGAUAACAGAGAGAACACCAAGAGUAGAUUUUUCUGGUAAUUCCUACGCUGAAGAAUCGUUUGAUUUUUACGAUCCGUAUUUAUUAGAAGAUGUUAAACAGGGAGUGCCGGAGGUGGAGGCGUUUUUCCGUAAUUUAGCUUUAUGUCAUACUGUGAUGCCAGAAACUAAAAAAGAUGGGAGACUAGAAUAUCAAGCCCAGUCCCCUGAUGAAGGUGCCUUAGUUUCAGCUGCAAGGAACUUCGGCUUUGUUUUUAAGUCGAGAACACCUGCAACUAUAACUAUAGAAGUCCAUGGUCAAACUGAAAUUUAUGAGUUAUUAUGUAUUUUAGAUUUUAACAAUGUCCGUAAACGCAUGUCUGUGAUAUUAAGAAAAGAUAAUAAAAUACUGUUAUAUUGUAAAGGAGCUGAUUCAGUAAUAUUUGAGAGACUAGAUAGUUCUUGUCAAGAAUUAAAAGAUUUAACUUUAAAUCAUCUCAAUGAUUUUGCUCAAACAGGAUUACGAACACUCUGUUUAGCUUAUAAAGAAUUAGAUGCUGAUGUUUUUGAAGCGUGGAAAAAGAAACAACAUGCUGCAAGUACAUCAAUGGUAAAUCGAGAUGAUAAAUUAGAUGAAGUUUAUGAGGAAAUAGAAAAGAAUUUGAUAUUAAUAGGAGCUACGGCUAUAGAAGAUAAAUUACAAGAUGGUGUUCCUGAAACCAUCGCUAAUCUAGCUCAAGCUGGUAUAAAAAUCUGGGUCCUGACUGGAGACAAACAAGAAACUGCCAUCAAUAUCGGCUAUUCUUGUAAACUUCUCACCGAGGAGAUGGAAGAGCCGUUUAUCAUCAGUUCUGAUUCUUCGGAGGAGGUCCAGAAGGAAUUGCAGUCAGCUCUAGAUGAAAUUAAGGCGUUGAGAAGUGGUAAACAUGAAUCUGGUGUAGUGAUAGCUAAUGGACGUACCAAUGGUCACGUACCCAAUAAUACUGAAGAGUGUGGUGAAUUCGCUAUGGUGGUAAACGGUCAUAGUUUAGCCUAUGCAUUGAAACCAGAAUUAGAAGGAUUAUUCCUCGAGUUAGGGUUAUCGUGUAAAGCUAUAAUAUGUUGUCGAGUGACACCAUUACAGAAGGCACUAGUGGUGGAUUUGAUUAAACAACAUAAGAAAUCUAUAACGUUAGCUAUUGGUGAUGGAGCCAAUGAUGUUAGUAUGAUCAAGAUGGCCCAUAUUGGUGUUGGUAUAAGUGGACAAGAAGGAAUGCAGGCAGUGUUAGCCAGUGAUUACGCUCUAGCUCAGUUCCGUUACCUCGAAAGACUUUUACUUGUUCAUGGACGUUGGUCAUAUCUACGAAUGUGUAAAUUCUUGCGAUAUUUUUUCUAUAAGAAUUUUGCGUUUACUUUGUGUCAUUUCUGGUUUGCCUUUUUCUGUGGAUUUUCUGCACAGACAUUGUAUGAUCCGUAUUUUAUUUCAUUGUAUAAUGUGUUCUAUACAUCACUUCCUGUUUUGGUCUUAGCCAUGUUGGAUCAGGAUGUAAAUGAUGACUAUUCAGUUCGUUAUCCUAAACUCUACCUGCCUGGUUUACAAGACGCACUUUUUAAUAAACAGAAAUUUUUAUGGAGUGUUGGAGAGGGGGUGUUAACUUCGUUAAUUUUAUUUUUUAUCCCCUACGGAGCGUUCCUCUACUCUCACGGUAAUUCUGGACAAGAUUUAGUGGAUCUACAAUCGUUUGGUACGGUAGUGGCUGCCAUUCUUGUGGUAUCCACCAACAUAAGAUGUGCUCUGGAUACAUCAUAUUGGACAGGAUUUAAUCAUUUUGUGAUCUGGGGUAGUAUUAUCUACUUCUUCUGUUUUAUUCUGGCCUUUUACUCCGACGGAAUUGGAUAUUCGUACGUGGGAGUGGCGUUAUCUGUGUUUUCAUCACCGAACUUCUGGUUGUGUCUGCUACUAACGUGUACUGUGUUACUAGUCCCAACAGUGGCGUAUCGAUUUUAUCAGACCAACAUAACUCCAAAUCUUGCAGACAAAGUGCGACUUCAACAACGUAUGAAGAAAACGAAAUCACGAUCGCGAGAUCUCAACAUUCGCAGACAAUCUACAAUGCGUCGAAGUACAAGAUCUAUUCGAUCAGGUUAUGCAUUUGCUCACCAAGAAGGUUUUGGUGAACUUAUCACCAGUGGAAUCAAUAUGAGAGACAGAGCUCAAGACCGUACCAAAAGUCCUGUGACAUUGACCAAAAUAACACGCCAUAAUAGCGGUAAACCACAGAAAAAUAACGCUGUUCAACCAGACACAAACUCGAACAACAUGAUUGUCGAACAUUUAUAG